This is a messenger RNA of Felis catus (domestic cat), 2982 nucleotides long. RefSeq names its product syncytin-Car1 (gene CAR1). The record is from RefSeq and is a predicted model, not a curated record. The coding region runs from base 930 to 2351 and encodes 473 amino acids. Lineage: Eukaryota; Metazoa; Chordata; Mammalia; Carnivora; Felidae. The transcript has 3 exons.
UGUGGAUAUCGUCUGUCUCUCUCGGAAUGUCUCAUACUAUACUCACUUUCUUCUUUCUGUGAGGAUGUGAGAUAAUGAAAUGCCUACGUGAUGAAACAAAGUGAAGGAAGUGACAUAGGCAGUUGAUGUAGCCUCAGGCUACCAUCGAUCUCCUGACUGUACAUCAGAAGGAAGAUCAUCUGCUUCUGAACCACCUCUGACUAUGGGUAACCGAAACCAUGGAAAGCGAAACUGUGGAGAAGCAGGCUGCACAACAGAUAACAUCUAAGGAAUGACCAGGUCAGGCCAUCAUGUGCAUGUUCCAGACCACUGUCCCUGAACACCUUGAUGCCAAGACCUUCUGGCUGUAGGGGAUAAGUGACUUAUGACAGACACCUGGAUCCUGUCUUUGUUUUGACCAGUUCCGGGAUGCCUGAGAAGACACGUGUACCAGACCACAAGCAUCAAUAAAAACCCCAGACCCCUAGCAAAGACUUCCUGUACUCCAACUGUACCUGCUCUCUCUCUCUCUAUUCCUUCAAUAAACUCUGCUUUCACCUCCUGAUGGUUCAAGUUUGAUUUCCAUCCUGUGUGAAGCCAAAGACCGUCUUGGCUGGUCCUGUGUGACUCCCUCUGGGUCCUUCGACCCAGCCUGCCUGCAUCAUCUUGGCGACCACAAAGGGACCCUCAGAAGAACAGCAGUAUCGUCAGAUUGAGUCUGCAAAGCACAAUUUGGCUUUCAGGAACCGUCUUUACAGGAGCCAACUUUGAUACCGCUUCCAAGGGAAGAAGGAGACACAUAUGCCUGUGAGUCUGUCAACGAUUUAAAAUAUCUUUUCAAGAAUAUACCUGCUGCAGUGUCUACCUGAAGCUCCUAGCACCUACCCAUUCCUGAGAACCCGAGGAAAAACCCCAAGUUGCUGCUCUGAAGGACCAAUAAGUAAGGCUCGAUGAAGCUUUUAAAAUCUUUCACUUUUCUGAGUUUACUCUUUCCGUAUCUAGCUCUAGGGAAAUUAAACGGCCCCAAUUUAUUUUUGCAAUGGGCUCAAAACUACGCUGAUAAGUUACAGAAAAGUUCCUGCUGGAUUUGUGGCCUCCUCCCUUUAUCCAGCACCUCAGGCCUCCCUUGGUGGGUUUCUCCUUUGCAAGGCACAGACUGGCAUUACUUAUGCCAAUACAUAGAAGAUAUGGUUUUCAGCCCAAAUACGAGCAUAUAUAGUGACAUCUCUAUCACUAACAGAAAGGUUUCUUAUUGGCCUAUGGUAAAUACCACCUGGAAUUCUCCAGGCCAUGAAAGACCUUUUUCCUACACCCAGACUGCCAAAAUCAUGAAUGAAUAUGCCAACGCUAAUAUUGAAAAUAAACGAGCAUUGUGGGGAACAAUGAAGCCUAACAAUAUGAGAUAUACUGAUGAUGGCUAUUUUCAAGUAUGGGAUGAAUUUAUGUGGCUUACUCCUACCAUAGGUCACUUAAAUCAGAGAGCUCUUUUGUGUUGGGAGCAAAGAAAUCAUACCUAUGAUGCCUGGCCUAACAGUACCCGUGAAUUAGGAUGGCUCUCCCAAAGAGACUGUACCCAUACCAUUGUUUUACAAGCAACUGACUGGUUUGCCACUGACUGGUUCAGACGGCCAAGCAUCAGGUGGUUGGCGCCUAAUGGAACUCAGUGGCUGUGUGGCGCAAAUUUGUGGCCCUGGCUACCUCCUGGAUGGAUAGGGCGCUGUACCCUGGGCUUUCCCUGGAUGCAAGGGAGUUGGCAUAAAGAAAUACCGAAGCCUGCAAAUUAUCCCUAUCUACUUCAUCGCUGGACACGGUCAGUCUUCCACUGGUAUGAUCACCUGUUAAGUAUUUUAGUGCCUCAACUGGGAAUAGAAGACAUAAUAUGGCAUGUAGAGGCCCUCACAAACUAUACCACAAAAGCCCUUAAUGAUUCUAUGCGGGGACUGUCGCUGUUAAAUUCUGAAGUUACAUUAAUGAGAAAGGCUGUGUUACAAAAUAGGAUGGCCUUAGACAUACUCACAGCAGCACAGGGAGGAACCUGUGCUAUCGUUAAAACUGAAUGCUGCGUAUACAUCCCAGAUAGCUCAGCUAACAUAUCCGACGUUUUGGCUGACAUGCGCACCCAAGUUGAAGCAAUGUCUGACGCCUCUGGUUCCCUCAAUGAUUGGAUUUCUUCCUGGUCUAGUGGAGGUAUAUGGGCUUGGUGGAAAAAACUUCUUUUACUAGCAAUAGCAGUAGUUAUGCUAGCGUUUUUUCUCUGCUGUGGGGGCUACUGUUGUUGCAUGCUCUGCAUGAAUAUGUCAGAAAAAUUAUCAGAACGGGUGCUCUUUAGGAGCCAUUUUAUUCCCAGGUUGAAGCCUCACGUACACCUUUGACAAUCCACAACUAGGGGCCCUUCAUUUAAUUGGGAUUUUUAUACCUCCCAGUAGGUAGGGUCUUCGAUCCCUUUCAGCCUGAAGAAGCUACAGAAGACGAGACCUUCACCCUUCAACACCCCUUAAGAAUAAGGAGGAUAAAAAUCCCAUAGCAGGCAAUGAGACAAGGAAACCUAAGGGAUACCAUGAGAAAAAAGUUGGUUUUCUUUUUCAUUUUGCUUCUUUUCGGGCUUCUGUUCUUGCUAGGACCUGCCCUGCCUUAACGUAUGUCCUCCUUGUAAGGCACAGAGUUAAUGAUUUCUUUGGAGUCUUCUAGCACAAUACACAACAUCUAAGGAGUGACCAGGCGAGGCCAUUAUGUGCAUAUGCCAGACCACUGUCACUGAACACCUUGAUGCCAAGACCCCCCCGGCUCCAUGGAAUAAGUGAUUUAUGCUGGUCGCCUAGACCCUGUCUUCGUUCUGACCGGUUUGGGGAUGCCUGAGAAGACAUGUGCACCAGAUCCCAGUCGUCAAUAAAACCCAAGGCCCCAAGCAAAGACUCCCUCUUUUCCUUUCUGAGUCUCGCAGACACUCCGUGUGUAUCUGCUCGCUCUCUCUCUCUCCCUUCAAUAAACUCUGCUUUCACCUCC